This is a messenger RNA of Eremothecium sinecaudum, 336 nucleotides long. RefSeq names its product ribosomal protein P2 (gene RPP2B). Bases 1 to 336 code for a protein of 111 amino acids. The record is from RefSeq and is a predicted model, not a curated record. The transcript has a single exon. NCBI's taxonomy places the organism in Eukaryota, Fungi, Ascomycota, Saccharomycetes, Saccharomycetales, Saccharomycetaceae. Gene Ontology annotation, biological process: cytoplasmic translational elongation. Gene Ontology annotation, molecular function: structural constituent of ribosome. Gene Ontology annotation, cellular component: cytosolic large ribosomal subunit; ribosome.
AUGAAGUACUUGGCUGCUUAUUUGUUAUUGUUGCAAGGUGGUAAUGAAUCACCAUCCGCUGCUGACAUCAAGGAAUUGAUCGAAUCUGUUGGUAUUGAAGCUGAAGAAUCUCAAAUCUCCAACUUGCUAUCCUCUUUGGAGGGCAAGUCUAUCAACGACUUGAUUGCUGAAGGUCAAACUAAGUUUGCUUCUGUUCCUGCUGGUGGUGCUUCUGUUGGCGGUGCUGCUGUUGGCGGUGCUGCUGCUGGUGGUGCUUCCGCUGCUGCUGAAGAACAAGCUGAAGAAGAGGCUAAGGAGGAAUCCGACGAUGACAUGGGUUUCGGUUUAUUCGAUUAG